CGCUUCCACGUCAUAAAGAGUCCAGAUCCCAGAGGAAAUGACCGGGAAUUUGGAAGCAGCGGUGUCUUCCCAUCUCAGUUGCUCCGCAGUCCUGAGUCUCUCCCUUCUCGUGCGGCUUUUCCUCGUGUUCGCCAUCUGUCACCUUGCUUGUUUCUGUCGCCUUAUUCGUUCGACAGUUUCGUGAGAGAGACGCGCUGCUUCCUUGCAGCAGCGACUUCAUGUCCUUGACUUUUCAAAAUACUGUUCCCUUCCGUUUUCCAAAGAGGCGACACAGACAGACAAGCUUGGAUACGCAUUGGAGUUCCCUGGUCCCGCUUCUGUUCUGUAGACUUUUUCACCGGGAUUUUCUCAAACUUUAUCGACUGUGUGCGUCGCCCCUCGCCGUUUUUCGCGAGAGGGCAAGCUGCAGCCUGAACUACGCGAAACCUGAGGCACACACCAGGCGCUUCUCAACUUCGACCACGCUGUCGCCUUCCACCGCAUAUCCAUCGACAGUUUCAAUCAUAUGAAUAUCUCUGCAUGAUUACGCAAAUAGAUAUGUAUAUGCAUGUUUGUGUGAAGGACUAUGCAAUUGAAUAAAAACAAAAGUAUGCAGACAUCGAUGCACUGCAUAUCCACGUCUGUAUCUGCACACAGGUAUCUAGAUGUCUGUGUAUGUGGGAAGUUAGAGCCUGACCUGUAUAACUGAUCCUCACCGUGGAUGCACAGCUGGGUGUCGUUACUCUUCGUACGGUUUCGUCUGUACCAAUGCUUGUGUCCGUGCGAAUGCAGCUCUCUCUGUGAGUAGGUCAGAGGUUCACGGGUGCGUCGCCUCACUCCUGGCAGUCAGGUGUCUUUCCUGCUCCUGACCCUUCAUGACGCGCAAUGGAUAACUACGACUGUCCGGUGUGCUACGAAAGUUGUUACUUCCAUCCAGAGCGGAAACUUUUCCAUUCCGAUGUCUGCAAACACCGAAUUUGUGGAUCUUGUCUGCACAUUCACUUUGGAGAAAAUGGCGCGCGCGGCGAGAGACGUGGCUUCUGUCCAGUCUGCCGCACCAGCCUGACUCGCGCAAACUACAAGGAAACCGAUCCGGACAUGGAAGUCCUGGAGACCGAAAAAGAAAUCCGAAGACGCGUAGAAGCGAUCUACAACUCAACACGGGAGAGAUUUCCAGACACGCCUGCCUACGACGACUACCGUGAAAAGAAAGAAGACAUCGUAUACCAACUGGUCAGUGGAUCAGAUGAGGCUGUGAAGAGGAAGUUGGAGGCGGAGCUGCGAGCGUAUGAGAGACAGAACUUGAAACUGAUUCAAGAAAACAAGGAGGAACGCAAACAACGCGAGAAGGAAAAGAUUUUCCAAAUCGUCCAGAGAGAAGGCAUCUUCUACGAAGUCGUCAAACGACGCCCCGCCCUUUCCAGAACUACUGUCGACAAAGAACAACUCGUUCACCCCCUCGAGCGACAGUACGCGCCUUAUUUCCAGAAGGAAGAGACGACGACAGUUGCAGUGAGGGCGGAGAGUGGAGAGACAGCUCGCCCCCUGAAUCCUUCCAUCAAAGAUGAUGCAGAUGUGCCACGUCCGCGAUACAAGAAUCGCGAGCAAUUUGAAAAAGCAGAACUCGCCAGCGGCUAUGCACCUCAGACGGUUUUUGCCAAGGGUCUCGCAGAACUUGUCGGCUCUGUUCGGUUCCUUCUCCAAGGGAAGCAAAGAUCCGCGUAGAAACUGUCGCGACAAACGCCAGCUGGCUCGCGCGCCGCUUGCAUGCGGGCCUUUGUAUGUGUGUGUACAUCUGGGUGGCGAGAUUGUAAAUCUGCGUCACACUCAGCGCACAUUUCAACGACGAAUAUGCAGUUUAUGUAGACAGCUAUGCACGGAGAGAUACCGCGUUUUCUCUGCAUGAAAACGCAGCUCUAAUCCCUCCCCUUUGUGGCUCUCCGGCAAAACGCGCAGGUAAUUGGUUGUACGGAAUUUUCGGGGGUCUUCAGCCGUUUGCCUUUCGUCGGCAGAGCGAGCAGCUCGGUCGUCGAAAGUGGAAACGCUUCCCUGGCUCCGCGUACCCCGUUCUGAAAAGCGCGUUGUUCCUUUUACUUCAGUGCAUUCAAAAACUCGAGGAAGCGUCAAUGAGACAGUUUUGCGUGUUUUCCCGUUUUGCGCUUCCGGAAAAGUGGACUUCCGUGACUGUGGAGUCGUUGUGAGAACGCCCUUUUGCGACGUAGGUAUCUAUCCUCGGCAUUAUUAACGUACAUUGUGAGUGGGCAAACAUUUCUCCUUCAGCCAGAUAACCGAGAAGCGACAGAGCUGGCGCAAAUUCUGGGUUUCAAAGGAGGCUUCGACGAGCUACCAAGCCGCUCCCUGACUGUUGCGAAACAUCUCCGGAGACAGAGGGAACAAGGCGGCCUCGAUCUCGCGCAAAAAAUAGCAACGGCAGUAGAAAUCGGCGCCGCGAAAGGCAGCGAAGGAAACAGGAAAGAGACCAGGAGACAGACAGAUCUUUAGACAGGGAUCGGGUGGCAAGAAGAGACAUGAAUACGGACGCAGAAAGGACGAGUUUUACACCAGGAGACAGAGAGACAGAAAGAGCAAAGUGAUUUUUAUAGAGUGCGGAAGUGACGCAGAGACACGGACAACAGAGACAGAAAGAUGAAGAAGGAGCAAAACAGAGAGAAGACAGGAGAAGCGAUAGAGGAGAAGGGGUGGCUGCAGGGAUUGUGGACGCGCUACCACAUCUACGGGGACGACUGAAAUCUCUCCCCUGUGCUACACUUAUAGUGCUAUUCUUGAAAACAAAGCUCUUCUUUCUCACUGCCAGUUGCUCGCGGCACAGCAGAAGGCAGACACAAAGACAGGCACACAGCAGCCUGCUUGCUGGCACAAGGGUCGCAACGAAUGUGCCUACACGUGUGCUAGUUGCCGCGAGGAACCUUAUGUCCACUUUACAGAAAAACAGCGACGACCGGUGUCUCGAUUCGCAUAUGCGCGCCACGUCUGAGCUUCUGAAAUCGGUUCCCGCAAUUGCAUGCCCCGG
Molecule: messenger RNA, 3010 nt
Organism: Toxoplasma gondii ME49
Lineage: Eukaryota; Apicomplexa; Conoidasida; Eucoccidiorida; Sarcocystidae
Product: CDK-activating kinase assembly factor MAT1 protein
Exons: 4
Coding region: 865-1704 (279 amino acids)
Biological process (GO): regulation of transcription by RNA polymerase II; regulation of cyclin-dependent protein serine/threonine kinase activity; DNA repair
Cellular component (GO): transcription factor TFIIH holo complex
Source: RefSeq, a predicted model, not a curated record